Messenger RNA from Nyctereutes procyonoides (raccoon dog), 3591 nucleotides. It is a transcript of the gene ELL2, whose product is annotated as elongation factor for RNA polymerase II 2. The transcript has 12 exons. Gene Ontology annotation, cellular component: transcription elongation factor complex. The record is from RefSeq and is a predicted model, not a curated record. Gene Ontology annotation, molecular function: cis-regulatory region sequence-specific DNA binding. Bases 129 to 2054 code for a protein of 641 amino acids. Gene Ontology annotation, biological process: snRNA transcription by RNA polymerase II; transcription elongation by RNA polymerase II; positive regulation of transcription elongation by RNA polymerase II. Lineage: Eukaryota; Metazoa; Chordata; Mammalia; Carnivora; Canidae.
UAUAUGAUAGUACGUCAGCAGCGGGAUGGCCGUAGCUGUGGCGGCGGCUGCAGAAGCCCAGGCAGCCGCGGCCGCAGUGGAGGCUGAAGCCCGAGCGGCGUCGGCGCCGGCACCCCGGGGAGUUUAAGAUGGCGGCGGGGGGGGCGGCGGGCCUGCGGGAGGAGCAGCGCUACGGGCUGUCGUGCGGGCGGCUGGGACAGGACAACAUCACGGUGCUGCAUGUGAAGCUCACCGAGACGGCGAUCCGCGCGCUGGAGACCUACCAGGGCCGCAAGAAUUUAAUUCCUUUUCGACCUUCGAUUCAGUUCCAAGGGCUCCAAGGGCUUGUCAAAAUUCCUAAGAAUGAUCCCCCCAAUGAAGUGCAUACUUUUAACUUCUAUUUGUCAAAUGUGGGUAAAGACAACCCUCAGGGCAGCUUUGACUGCAUCCAGCAAACAUUCUCCAGCUCUGGAGCCUCCCAGCUCAAUUGCCUGGGAUUUAUACAAGAUAAAAUUACAGUGUGUGCAACAAACGACUCGUAUCAGAUGACACGAGAAAGAAUGACCCAGGCAGAGGAGGAAUCCCGCAACCGAAGCACAAAAGUUAUCAAACCCGGUGGACCAUAUGUAGGGAAAAGAGUGCAAAUUCGGAAAGCACCUCAAGCUGUUUCAGAUGCAGUACCUGAGAGGAAACGGUCAACCCCCAUGAAUCCUGCAAAUACGAUUCGAAAGACACACAGCAGCAGCAGUGUUUCUCAGCGGCCAUAUAGGGACAGAGUGAUUCACUUACUGGCACUGAAGGCCUAUAAGAAACCUGAGCUGUUGGCUCGACUGCAGAAAGAUGGUGUCAAUCAAAAAGACAAGAACUCCCUCGGAGCAAUUCUGCAACAGGUAGCCAAUCUGAAUCCAAAGGACCUCUCAUAUACUUUAAAGGAUUAUGUUUUUAAAGAGCUUCAAAGAGACUGGCCUGGAUACAAUGAACUAGACAGACGGUCAUUAGAGUCCGUGCUCUCAAGAAAACUAAAUCCAUCUCAGAAUGCUGCCAGCACCAGCCGUUCAGAAUCUCCUGUAUGUCCUAGUAGAGAUACUGCAUCUUCUCCUCAGAAACGGCUUUUAGAUUCAGAUUUCAUUGAUCCUUUAAUGAAUAAAAAAGCUCGAAUAUCUCACCUGACAAACAGAGUGCCGCCAACAUUAAAUGGCCAUUUGAAUCCCACCAGUGAGAAAUCUGCUGCAGGCCUCCUGCCGCCCCCUGCAGCCGCUGCCAUCCCUACCCCUCCACCGCUGCCUCCAACCCACCUGCCUGUCUCUAAUCCUCCUCAGACUGUAAACUCUAACUCCAAUUCCCCUAGCACUCCAGAAGGCCGGGGGACUCAAGACCUACCUGUUGACAGUUUUAGUCAAAACGGUAGUAUCUAUGAGGACCAGCAAGACAAAUAUACCUCUAGGACUUCUCUGGAAACCUUACCCCCUGGUUCAGUUCUACUACAGUGUCCAAAGCCUAUGGAAGAAAACCAUUCAAUGUCUCACAAAAAGUCCAAAAAGAAGUCUAAAAAACACAAGGAAAAGGACCAAAUUAAAAAGCAUGACAUUGAGAUGACAGAAGAAAAGGAAGAGGACCUUAAAAGAGAAGAGGAAAUUGCCAAGUUGAACAACUCCAGUCCAGAUUCCAAUGAAGGAGUUAAAGAGGGUUGCACUGCCUCCACGGAGCCUUCUUCAACAAUUGAACUCCCAGAUUAUUUGAUAAAAUAUAUUGCUAUUGUCUCCUAUGAGCAACGCCAAAAUUACAAGGAUGACUUCAAUGCUGAGUAUGAUGAGUACAGGGCCUUGCAUGCCAGGAUGGAGACGGUAGCUAGAAGAUUUAUCAAACUAGAUGCACAACGAAAGCGGCUUUCUCCAGGCUCAAAAGAGUAUCAGAAUGUUCACGAAGAAGUCUUACAAGAAUAUCAGAAGAUCAAGCAGUCCAGUCCCAAUUAUCAUGAAGAAAAAUAUAGAUGCGAGUAUCUUCAUAACAAGCUGGCUCACAUCAAAAGACUAAUAGGUGAAUUUGACCAACAACAAGCAGAGUCAUGGCACUAGAUCUCUGCUUGGACCGGAAGAUGUGAAUAAACUUAAGCUUAUUUAUUUAAAAUUCCAAAUGAGUUGCUCUAAGAUUCUAAAAAAAUGAAACUUUGCUUGUUGAAAGUUUCAGUAUUAGUAAACUUGAGUUAUUUACUUUUUUUUUUUUUUUUCCACUUUACUUUGCUUCCCUGCAUUUUUGAAGCUGCUUUUUCUGGUCCUUCUCUCCCCACCCUCACCCUACCCCCCAAGACUUAUGUUUGUCAAUAGAAAUAAUUUUUUUUUUUUAGAUAUUGGGGAUCCAGUGUCUAUACUUUAAAUCAGUUCUUUUCCUUAAAAACUUAUGUUAGUCAUUAGAAGUGAUUUUUUUUAAGAUAUUGGGGAUCCAAUGUCCAUACUUCAAAGUUAUGUGUGUUUAAAAAACAAGUCAUGUGCAAAGUGAAAUGCUUUUGGAUAAACAUAAGCCUAUUUUCUGACCUUUCUUAAUGCAAACUCUUUGCCUUAAAUGGUAGAAUAUUUAGAAAUUUGCACAAAAUACAAAAAAAAAUUUAAACAUUGUUUUGGAGGGUUAAGAAACAGAAAGGUGUACAUGUGUGUGCAUAGAUAUGCACCCACAGAUGUACAUACAGGCUGACUUGAUCUAGACAGUAAAUCCGCCCUGCAAGUUAACCCCCCAUUGCAAUGGUUGCCUUAAGGUGUUUGCUAGUUGUGUACAUAGUGUGGUUAAUCAUUAGCUACACAGCUUCCCACUUGGUUAGAGCAAUGGGAAGCAUACUGUGGCCUACCAGCGUCUGAAAGCGUGUGCUCGACCUGUAUGUGUGCAGAGGUGGUGUGGAUGUGAGCGUGCAUGGAGGAAAAAAGCUGCUACUCUCAGUAGGCCAAACGCUCAGGUUAAACAACUGACGAGUGUUACUGUAGGGGUUUUGUUUUGUUUUGUUUUCCUGUCAAAUUGCUACUUCUAUUGUAGAAGACAAAAGCAUUUCCAUUUCAACAGUUUGUCAGCUUUAUUAAUGUUGGGCAAAAUCAAUAUGUUAUGAAAAUGAAACAGAUCUAUAGUUUUGGGGCAAAAUUAUAAAAAUUAAACAUGUAGGUAACCUAUUUAUAUACUGCUAUAAAGUAUUUUUUGAAGAGAGAUAUGCAAAGAAGCUAUUACCUACAUGAAAUGUAUAUUUAAAGAUUUUUUUUUUUUCAUCCUGGGAGCCAGGAAUAAAAAAAAAAAAAAAGAGAGAGAGCGGAUAUAUUUAACCAUAACAUACUGUGAUUCAUCAAACAGCACAAACUUUCAUUUCAUGGAGUUUAUCUGUUGACGUUGAUUUAAACUAUCAUUUGUUUUAUCAUGUGGGAACAUAAGUUAUGUGGUCAAAAAUAUAAGGAUUUUGAACUAAUGUUGAUUCAAGUUGUGUUGUCUUAUCGUAUUGUCUUUUCAAAGUGCUGCCAGUUGAAAAGGGAAGCAUUAUGUUUACAAAUCUGUUUUGAAAUGUUUGCCAAAAUUUUGGUAGUAUCUUUAAUAAAGAUGUUUGUCUCCAGCAUCCAAAAAAUAAAUAAAUAAAUAAAUAAC